UUGACUCUGAUUUAGAAAAAUCUCAUUUUAAUUAUCUGAGAAACAACGAUAGUGACCUCAAAUAAAUAAGUAAAUAAAGUCAAAGACCGCCAUGGUAUCACAGGGGACAUCGGCAGGCCUUAGCCAAAGGGCACCAGACAGCGGCUGGGGCUGGUUGGUCUUGUUUGGCACCAUUCUUGUCAACAUACUCGUUAUUGGACACAGUAAAAGCUGUGGAGUUUAUUUUCAAAGUUUGAUGCAAGAAUUAGGUGCCUCGCCGUCGGACGUAGCCUGGAUACACUCUCUACAAUUCUCGAUGUUCAGCUUCCUGGGUAUCUCUUUGACACUUACGUUCACUCCGGGCAUCACAAUGAUAGCACAAUAUUUUCAUCAUAGACGAGGUCUUGCAAAUGGAUUGAUGAUGGCCGGCAAUGCCUUUGGAGGCAUAGUGAUGCCAUUUUUAGCUCAACAACUUUUGCAUGAAUACAGCCUGCAAGGCUGUUUUCUUAUCAUGGGUGCUUUGUUACUCAACUCUUGUGUUGGAGUCAUGUUGUGGCAGCCUAUAGAAUGGCAUCAAAAAAAGAACCACAUACAAAUCACCGUUACCCUCGAUACAAACGAAGAAACGUUCCUAUGCCAAGAACAAAUUAAAGACCAAUGUCAACCUCCGGAACAAAAUGGCAACUUCCAUUUUCAGAGCCCUGGUAGCACCGAGAAGGAAUGCGUGUCAAAAUGUUCAUUGAACUAUCAAUGUAAUCUUCUUCCUUUAAAUAGUUUAACGCCUGUGAACAUUAGUGUGCCUGAUUUGUUCUUAGAUAAUUCGCUUCAUGAGCAGUCGAAUUCAACUACUAGUUUACAUGUUGGUUCUGAUUAUUUAUCAAUUCCAAAUGAUAUGAUUCAAAAAGGUAGCUCAUUACCACAUUUGACCCAGACAUCAAAAUCAGAAGGUCAAAAUUUUUCAGCAUAUGGAAUAACAGAAUCUCUUCCGAACGUGUCUCACCAAUGUUCGAAGCCAUUGAAAAGUAGUUCUUUUCAACAACAAACAAGGUCAUCGUUCAUUUACGUGAGCUCAUACAGUUUAGGUCCGCCGGUAGGAGCAGUUCUCACAAAAGAACACUUGACGAGUUCCAUGUCCAUGAAUCUUAAUACAGAAUCUAAAUGUCCGAACGCAAAUCGAAUUUCACAGAAGUGGAUUUCUCUUUGUUUUCGUCACUUUGUGAUAGAUAAAUCAAUAUUUGAAAAGACCCAAUUUUAUAUGUUGACUGUUUCGUUAUUUUUUCAUGCACUUGGCUAUCCAGGUACUCAAAUUUUUCUUCCCUAUCGAGCAACAAAGUUGGGAUUUUCUAACGCUCAUUCUGCCUCCUUACUCUCAGCGUUGGCUUUAGCAGAUCUCAUCGGAAGAGUGUGUUGUGCAUGGAUAUCAGAUUUUUACUUCUGUCCAAGAAAGUAUUGGUUCAUUGGUGGCAUGUUUACUUCCGGCUUGCUUGCUUUGAGCUUGCCUUUCUACAAAUCAUAUACUACUCUUUUAAUGGGAAUAGCUGGAUUUGGAUUCUGUUGUGGUGCGUAUAUAGGGCUUGUUGUGGUGUUAUUUGCCGAUAUUUAUGCACCAGAUAAAGUAGCUUUGGCCUACAGCAUUUCAACAGUCAUUGGUGGAAUCAUGUCAUUGGCAGGACCACCUAUAAUUGGUUACGUCUUGGAAUGGACAGGAAGUUAUUUAUAUUGUCAGUUGAUUUUAGGCUUGGCUCAAUGUGCUGGAGCUACUGUCUGGUUAACCGAGCGCUGGAUUGAUCGGUAUUUACAGCGCAAACGCAAACUUGAAAAUCAGAAUAUUCCACCAGAAAGAGAAGUCCUUUUUUGAAGUUCCUUAGUCUUUAGAAGUAGCUUUUUAUGGAACAGGAGCGGAAAGAGUCAACAAGGGUGGAGUCAGAUUUAGAAAAAUACUGCACUCGGUGAAUAACGAUGUGUUGAGAAGUUUAGACUGUCAUCUGAUGUCUGGUGCAUUUGAUCACGUUUACUCUAUUCCAAAUACUGAAAAUUUUCAAAAACAGAAAGGAUCUUCUCCAUUUGACGUCUAUUUGUUCACCGUAACGAUAUAAGAAGUGCUACAUAACUCAAUUACAAGAAAUAUAAGGGGCAUUCAAAAUGAAACCUGGUCACUAGUCUAAAGUAACACUUACGAUUUUAUUAACUCAAAAAUAGUCGCCAAAACUGUUGACACAUUUAACCCAUUGCGACACUAGGCGGUCAAUUCCAUCUUUGAAGAAGCUAGUAGGUUGCAAUUGGAUCCAGGACUGUGUGUGAAUCACACACUUCGUCGUCCAUUGUGAUAUCCUCUAUAUCCGGUGUGUCGUCUGCGAAUAUCUUGUUUUAGAGGCCUAAAAACAUGAGAGUCACACAGUGAAAGGUCUGUAUAUGGUAAAAGGAUGCACGGUGGAUGUUCCAGAUCCAACUUUUCCCACCGAAACUACUGCAAUGUCGUCUUCACCGCAUUGGCCGCAUGUGGACAUCUUUGGACAACAUGCCUGACCGACUUAAUGGCUCGUCUAAGGCUCUGUAAAGUGGCUUGAAAACGCUGGGCAUUGAUGGUGGUUCCCCGUUUCAGGAACUCGAAAAGCAGUGGGCCGAGAGAGUGGGCCCCCGGCCUCUGAGUUUGUCCUUGUGGUCAAAAAAGGACAUGUUUCGUAGUGGACGAAAACUUGUUUAACCCACCUUCUCUUCGGCGUUAAACCACACUGUCACCGUUCAAUAUGAAACGUUGCGCAUGCAUCAGUCUCUCUACCUAUAGAUGGUGUCUCCAUACAUGCAGUUACGUGGCAUUGUCUUACGUCUAAUGUGAAGCUAGACGCAUUGACCUGGUUUCAUUUGAAUGAACCUUAUAUGUUAGUCCUCUCUGCGUGACAUGUAAAAUUGAAAAAUUCACAUCACUCCAACUUUGAAUUUGAACUCCUAUUCUGGAAAAAACUUUUAAAUAGAUAUUUUAUUUUUAUGAUGU
Uloborus diversus is the source of this 2971-nucleotide messenger RNA. RefSeq lists its product as uncharacterized. The coding region runs from base 92 to 1837 and encodes 581 amino acids. Gene Ontology annotation, biological process: monocarboxylic acid transport; transmembrane transport. Gene Ontology annotation, molecular function: monocarboxylic acid transmembrane transporter activity. NCBI's taxonomy places the organism in Eukaryota, Metazoa, Arthropoda, Arachnida, Araneae, Uloboridae. The transcript is spliced from 3 exons. The record is from RefSeq and is a predicted model, not a curated record.